GGUUUCUUCGAUAUCCCUGUAGAUAAUCUGUAUGCUGAACCUGCAGUUCUUAAAUGGAUAAAGGAGAAUAUAGAGGAGUGGAGGAAUGCUAUUAUUGUAAGUCCCGAUGCGGGUGGUGCAAAGCGUGUGACAUCUAUUGCUGAUCGUUUAAACGUGGAGUUCGCCCUGAUCCACAAGGAGAGGAAGAAGGCCAACGAGGUGGACAGUAUGGUGCUGGUUGGAGAUACUAGGGGCAAGGUUGCAAUCCUGGUUGACGAUAUGGCGGAUACAUGUGGAACUAUCUGUCUAGCCGCAGAGAAGUUAGUUGAGGCUGGAGCUGUGAAGGUUUACGCAAUCCUAACCCAUGGGAUAUUCUCGGGUUCAGCUCUAAACAGGAUUAACAACUCAUGCUUCGAGGCUGUGGUUGUUACGAACACAAUGCCAAUGGAAGAACAUUUGCGGGGUUCAGAGAAGUUACGGAUUAUCGAUAUCUCCAUGAUGUUUGCUGAGGCCGUUAGGAGGACGCACAAUGGAGAAUCCGUUUCAUAUCUUUUCAGUAACGUGCCCUACUAAGAACCACGUCCUUCAGUAACGUGCCCUACUAAGAACCACGUUCUUCAGUAAUGUGCCCUACUGAGAACAACGUCCUUCAGUAACGUGCCCUACUGAGAACCACGUUCUUCAGUAAUGUGCCCUACUGAGAACAACGUCCUUCAGUAACGUGCCCCACUGAGAACAACGUCCAUCAAACUCGUUGACUUAUACAAAUGAUGUUCUGUGGGAACAUAUAGCACUGUUUUUAAACAUUAAUUUAGUUAGGCAGUUAAUUUUUAAUCAUAACUUAUAAAUUCGAUUAAAUACCCUCCUUUCGUAUCCAGAUUUAUACUGCGCUACUCCCUCUUAAACAGAAACGUGUCCAAUCUCAAAGAGAACUUAUCAAAGACUAGUAAUUUUAAUUGUCGUUUCUAUUUAUGGGAAUAGAAUUUUGUCCUCAUAUAUUCUGUAAUUUUUCAAAAUCAAUUUUCCUUAUUGAUUUCAUUCAACUAAAUUAAACGUUCUGUUUUAACUGUCAAAUGGUCUUGACUCUGAAAUAAACAAAAUAUUUGCGUCCAAUUUUUAUAAAGUAAUCCAUGUAACUGACUUUAGGUCUUCGGAUCCAUGCAUGGCCAUUUUUCAAAAUAUUAUUCAAAAACAAAAAACUGAAAAAAGUAUUCUUAGCGUUAACUUUGAAGAAGCAAGCUAAAAUAUUUGUAACAGUUUACAGUAUAAUUAAUACGUUUAGAUCUUUCAUAUUUAGAUAUGGUGAUAUCUGGAUACUAGAGCAUGUAAUAUGUAUUUAUAUUAAAUAUAUUUUUUAGUAAAAUUGAA
Messenger RNA from Eurytemora carolleeae, 1347 nucleotides. RefSeq names its product ribose-phosphate pyrophosphokinase 1. Gene Ontology annotation, molecular function: ribose phosphate diphosphokinase activity; magnesium ion binding. NCBI's taxonomy places the organism in Eukaryota, Metazoa, Arthropoda, Copepoda, Calanoida, Temoridae. Gene Ontology annotation, cellular component: cytoplasm; ribose phosphate diphosphokinase complex. Gene Ontology annotation, biological process: 5-phosphoribose 1-diphosphate biosynthetic process; purine nucleotide biosynthetic process; ribonucleoside monophosphate biosynthetic process. The record is from RefSeq and is a predicted model, not a curated record.